Ogataea philodendri is the source of this 432-nucleotide messenger RNA. RefSeq lists its product as uncharacterized. The record is from RefSeq and is a predicted model, not a curated record. Lineage: Eukaryota; Fungi; Ascomycota; Pichiomycetes; Pichiales; Pichiaceae. The transcript has a single exon. Gene Ontology annotation, molecular function: transcription coregulator activity. Gene Ontology annotation, cellular component: mediator complex. The coding region runs from base 1 to 432 and encodes 143 amino acids. Gene Ontology annotation, biological process: regulation of transcription by RNA polymerase II.
AUGACCACCGAGGCCGCCAAUCCAGACACAGGGUCUGCUCUGGCGCUUGUCGAGAGCGAGCUGUCGUCCACGAUAGAGACUCUGAUUCAUUUGAGCGUCCAGGUGCACGAUUUCCAAGGAACAGACGAGGCAAAGACAGGUCUUUCCAACAACAUAAAUAAACUGAUUGCCCAAUUGCAGUCGCUGGCGUCGACAAAGGGACUUGACUAUGUGGCAGUGCCAUUGGAAAUCGUCAAUUACAUCGAGGACGGUCGAAAUCCAGACAUCUACACGAGAGAGUUCGUCGACGUUGUGCGCAAAAUUAACCAGUAUCUGAACGGGAAAUCGAUUGCGUUCCAGCAGUUUAGAGACACACUUGGCGCCAAGAUCAAGGCCGAGUUCCCAGACUUGGAGCAGGAGGUCAAUCUGAUCCAGUCACGAACCAGCUUAUAA